AUGACAGUUUAUAUUAACUGUAUUUAUUUAGAAAUUGAAGUAGUGAAUGUGUUAGAUUAUGAUGCUAUGCUAUGGGGAGAGCUCUUUGUGCGGUUUCAAAAGAUGAACAGGAAGGGGAACCAGAAAAAAGUAGGACAUCUAUGGAAGCUACAAGGAACAAAGGAGAGACUCUGUCCGGUGAAGGCUAACCUAACUGAUGAAGGCAGCUUUGAUGAUGCGAUUAUGGGUUGUGAAGGUGUUUUUCAUACUGCCUCACCUGUCUUGGGAAAGCCUACUUUUGAUGCCACGGUUGUAAUCUUGAAUCCUGCAGUAGAUGGUACCUUAAAUGUGCUAAGAUCCUGUAAGAAAAAUCCAAGACUGAGACGUGUGGUAUUGACUUCAUCUUCUUCGACAGCAAGGGUAAGAGCUGACAUUGACCCUAACAUACCCUUGGAUGAAUCAUCUUGGAGCUCUGUCGAAUUCUGCAAAUAAUUUGAGGUAGAUACAUCUGUUCUGCUAUUAAUAUUUCCUAUAAAAUACUCCGUCUAUUCCGUUUGAUAUUGAUUGAGUACUAAGUUUAAAUAUCAGUUUGACUUUAUGUACAGAAGGGUACUAAAGUAGUAGUUGCAAAGAUAGUUUGAUAGUGAGAAUAUCAGUUAAAACUUUUAAGGGUGUGGUCAGUAUGGAGGAAAUUUUCUAUGUUUGGUUGGUCAACACUUCCUCUAGGAAAAACAAGUUCAUUAAAAGUCAGAAAAUUACUUCCCUUAUAAAAUUAGGGAAAACAAGUUUUAUAAACGGCAUUUCAUGUUGAUUAUCUCCCCCCACCCCUAACUCUCACCCCCAUUUCCCCCUUGCCCUUCCUCACCGCUACCCCACCCUCACCAGUCCCACUUCCACCCUUGUAGUGUUUGCCUAAAUUAUAUAAAUGCUCUUCAAACAACUUUAUUUGUUUACUCAUCAAACAACAGAAAAUGAGUAAGCAACCUAAUUACUUUCGAGGAAAACAUUUCCCUUCGUACCAAACACAUCCUAAAAUUUAAAUAUUUUCUCGACUUUUCUUGGAAGUUUUAUAGAAAUAGAAUGGGGUCAAACAUUUUGACACUUACCAAAAUAAGACCAGUGUUAUAUAAAUUCAGAUGGAAAGUAUAAACAAUGAUCUCACCAUUUUACUCUUUUCAUGCAAGAUUUGGCAUGUACUAUCAAAGACCCUAGCUGAGAAGGCUGCUUGGGAAUUCUGUAAACAAAACAACGUUGAUCUCGUUACACUACUCCCCUCUUUCAUCACUGGGGCAAGUUUGCUUCCAGAUUUGUGUUCAACAGCAAAUGAUGUUCUUGGUUUGCUUAAAGGACAGACAGAUAAGUUUGAAUUCCAUGGAAGAAUGGGUUAUGUUCAUAUAGAUGAUGUAGCACUCUCUCAUAUACUUGUCUAUGAGCAUCCACGUGCUCAUGGGAGGUUCUUUUGCAGCUCAAAGGUUCUUGAAAACAAUCAACUUGUCUCAGUUCUAUCAGAGCA
Lycium barbarum (goji berry) is the source of this 1492-nucleotide messenger RNA. RefSeq names its product tetraketide alpha-pyrone reductase 1-like. Lineage: Eukaryota; Viridiplantae; Streptophyta; Magnoliopsida; Solanales; Solanaceae. The transcript is spliced from 3 exons. The record is from RefSeq and is a predicted model, not a curated record. The coding region runs from base 1 to 471 and encodes 156 amino acids. Gene Ontology annotation, molecular function: oxidoreductase activity, acting on the CH-OH group of donors, NAD or NADP as acceptor.